Molecule: messenger RNA, 2176 nt
Organism: Phodopus roborovskii (desert hamster)
Lineage: Eukaryota; Metazoa; Chordata; Mammalia; Rodentia; Cricetidae
Gene: Tpd52
Product: tumor protein D52
Exons: 7
Coding region: 249-848 (199 amino acids)
Biological process (GO): B cell differentiation
Cellular component (GO): mitochondrial small ribosomal subunit; cytoplasm
Source: RefSeq, a predicted model, not a curated record
UUUCCCUUCCCAGCCCCUCCCAGGCCUUUUCCGACCUCCUGCGCUCCUGCCCAGCGCCGCCGCCCGCGCCGACGUGGCGGUGCGCACAGGUCGCGGUCAGGUGGUCGGUGACGCCCGGGACCGGCUCCCGGGAGGGCGGUGCCAACGCCCGGGGUGGGGACUGCGCGGCGGCCGCGGGCGGAGCGCGGAGCGCGGAGCGGCGCGGAGGAGCGCGGCGGGCGGAGCGCCGGGAGCGAGGAGGCACAGACAUGGACCACGGCGAGCAAGUUCUCCUGAAGACAGAGCCAGUGGCCGAGGAAGGGGAGGAUGCUGUCGCCAUGCUCAGUGCCCCAGAGAACCUGUCAGAGGAGGAGCAAGACGAGCUGAGACGGGAACUUGCCAAGGUGGAAGAAGAAAUCCAGACCCUGUCUCAAGUGUUGGCGGCAAAGGAGAAACAUCUCGCAGAGAUCAAGCGGAAACUUGGGAUCAGUUCACUUCAGGAAUUCAAGCAGAACAUCGCCAAGGGGUGGCAAGACGUCACAGCGACCUCCGCAUACAAGAAGACAUCUGAAACCUUGUCUCAGGCCGGACAGAAGGCUUCCGCUGCGUUUUCAUCCGUUGGCUCCGUCAUCACCAGAAAGCUGGAAGAUGUAAGCAUACGCUCCAUCCAACAUUCGAUUAGCAUGCCUGCUAUGAGAAACUCCCCAACUUUCAAGUCAUUUGAAGAAAAGGUUGAAAACUUAAAGUCUAAAGUAGGGGGAACCAAGCCUUCCGGCGGCGAUUUUGGAGAAGUCCUGAGUUCCACAGCAAAUGCUACCAGUUCCACGACCUCGGAGCCACCUUCAGAACCGACGGAGGAGAGUCCCUGAGCUGCUGACCGUUCUGCUGCCCACUGCCAGGUGCUGCAAGCGAGACCCAGGCACAUCUCGUCAGUGCUCGCGCCGCAGAUUUCUACCAGAUGUGCUUUUACGCAGCUUUACUUCUUUCUUUGACCAAAUAGUUUGUAAAUUAAACAAAGUGAAAGCACCUUCACCUCCACUGCAGGGAAACACCCUUCUAGCGUUUGUUCGCCGAGUGCUCGCCGAGUGCCCGCCCUUCCCGGAGUGUAGGAGACAGCGGCACCAAGCCUCUGGCAGUCCCGAGGCUCUCACCCGAGUGACGGGAGGCUGCAGGUGACCACCGUGCUUCUAAUUUACAAAAUCACUCUACAUCUGGGGUUCUGGUUUGAUCCUUUCCUGUGAGUCAUCUCUUUCGUUUUUCGAGUCUCUGUGUACUUGAUUUCUAACUUAAAAUCGUUCUCUUCUAAAUUCUGGUUAUUAAAAGAUUUGGGAUCAUUUUGUUACUUUUAAAGGAGAAACCACCAGCUACUUUUUUUUUUUUUUUUCUUGGAUAAACAGUUUUUGUACGAGGACCAUAUCUUGGGUUUGUGAACACACCAGACUAAAGUAAGCAGGCGUGCAUGUAUGUCAGUACUUCUAUACGUUAGAAACAUACAGAAACCAAAACUUCCAGUGGUAUAAGUAUAGGGUCCCCUCCAUAUCCUUGGUAAUUAGCAACCACCAUUUCAAUAUAUUCAUUAUUUAUUAUGCUACUCAUACACUUUUUUUUAUAAGAUUAAAAUUUAAUUUCAGGUAAAUUGACAAAAUAAGAUUGAGUCAAACGUGCUUUUACUGUAGGUUGAAAUGUGGCCACACUCUUUGGUCACUGGUCAUUCCAAAAGUCUAAAAGUCUUUGGGUGUAGGUAGCUGUAAAAAAAAUGCUAAAAUAGAUCACUGUAGGGGGAUUGCUGCCUCCAUUAAAUCCAUUGAGCACUCGCUAGGAAGCACAGAAAGUCCUACGGGAAAUACAACUUGAAUAUUUUUUUAUACUAAGGUAUUGUUGCUAGCUCGGAAGGAUGUAAGGCAUUCAUACAAAUAGCUCCUCGUUGUGUAGUUGUUUUCUGUGUUAUCGGUGUAAGAUGUACUACUGUAAACAUUGCCCCUGCUUUGAGAACUCUUAGGGCUUGUGAAUCAAUGCUUCCAGAUGUCUCCACUAAGCUCCUCUAUUAAACUGUGGUAACUACUGACUCACUACCGUUUCCUUUUGCAGUAUGUGUUUAUGGCCCAGGAGGUUCUGUGUGUUAUUUAUCUGUUGUGGUUGUUUUAUCAUUGCCCAUGCCAAAUGUUAAUUGCCAAGCUUGGAGUGACCUAAAUCAUUU